AUGGAAACUGAAAAAGCAUCACCAAAGCAGUCAUACCACAAAGAGCAACAGAUAAGUCAACAUGGUGAAGAAACCACAUUAAACAAAAAUGUAAAAGUUCAAAUUAGACAAAAACAUUACAAGUGUGAAAUUUGCGUUAAGACAUUUAUUAACUCGAGAAAUUUAAAAACGCAUUUGAGAUUACACACUGGGGAAAAACCUUACAAGCAAAGCAAUUUGGUAAGGCAUAAGAACGUACACACUGGAGAAAAAAAUUACAAGUGUGCCAUUUGCUUUAAGCUAUUUGCUGCAGCAGAUAGUUUGAAAGUUCAUUUGCGAACACAUACUGGUGAAAAACCUUACAUGUGUGAAAUUUGUCUCAAGAAAUUUACUGCUACAAAUGAUUUAAAAAAACAUUUGCGAAGACAUACUGGGGAAAAACCUUACAUGUGUGAAAUUUGUCUCAAGACAUUUACUGAUACAAAUGAUUUAAAAAAGCAUUUGCGAAGACAUACUGGGGAAAAACCUUAUAAGUGUGAAAUUUGCUUUAAAACAUUUUCUACAACUGAUGGUUUGAAAAAGCAUUUGCGAACACAUACCGGUCAAAAACCUUAUAAUUGUGAAAUUUGUCAUAAGAAAUUUUCUCAGCAAAGCAAUUUGACAAAGCAUAAGAAAUUACACACUGGAGAAAAAAACUAUAAGUGUGAUAUUUGCUUUAAGCGAUUUACUGUAGCGGAUAGUUUGAAAGUGCAUUUGCGAACACAUACAGGGGAAAAACCUUACAUAUGUGAAAUUUGCCUCAAGACAUUUACUGCUGCAAAUGAUUGAAAAAUGCAUUUGCAAAUACAUACU
This is a messenger RNA of Diabrotica virgifera virgifera (western corn rootworm), 831 nucleotides long. RefSeq names its product zinc finger protein 431-like. The coding region runs from base 1 to 807 and encodes 268 amino acids. The transcript is spliced from 2 exons. Lineage: Eukaryota; Metazoa; Arthropoda; Insecta; Coleoptera; Chrysomelidae. Gene Ontology annotation, biological process: regulation of cytokine production; regulation of immune system process; negative regulation of transcription by RNA polymerase II. The record is from RefSeq and is a predicted model, not a curated record.